GGGAAAUCAGGAAAGGGGUAACAUCAAAUAAUGAAUUUGAUGCUGGCGUUCUGAUGAGCGCCGAGCCAUGCCUUCACACAAUCAGGGACUGGGGAGGAUCGCAGAGCAAGGAGCUGCGAUAUUCCCAUUAUCCUCCCAUCCAAUUUAAUUCCUGGCUGCACAAGCAACACACAAACCUCACCACUUAUUCUGCUUUCAGGCCUUUCUUCUUGGACAAAUUGGACACUGGCAAUCAGGCCAUUGGCGACAUUGCAAAACCUCAAAAGACAUCAUCCUCCAGCGCAGCGGCGACGCCUCCUCCUCAAUUCUUCUCUCAGAGCCUUCCCUCAACUUCAGCCCACCACGUCAACAGCAAGUACGAAUCCAAAUUCGACAUCUUCAAUAGUGGUUCCUUGGACAUCCUCCAGUCUCACUAUCCUGCUGGCCAUUGCGAGUUGGCAGACUAUCGCCGGCUCUGGUCUUGACGCUCCGAAUCAUCUCUGCGCGUAAUUCAGGAGUCAACGCGAAUUGAGGGACAGCCUCAAAACCUCUGGACGACUCUCCUCACGACAAGAUUGUGCAGAAAACAACUGAAGACCUAGUCUCUAGAAUCAGAGAUUGGUCUUGACCUGCUGGCGCUUCAAACACUCGGCUUCCAAAAUUUCGUUGACCAACAUCGCUCUUCAAUCUCAAAAUAUUACAACACUGAUUGGAGAAUCAUCUGCGCUAUCGCGGUGGUCCGAAGCAACGUGCCUCAAAUUACACUCCAGAACCUAGUCUCGUCUUCCAAACCCAUUGCGUCAACGACUUCCCAAUUUUACGAUGGGGAAGGAAAAGGAAAAAGCCAAAGGAGAAGACCUGGUGGAAGACAUUCCCGACCACUGUAAUACCAUUCCAAAUAGUGACAACAGCCUUGCUGUAACUACUGGAGGUGUAUUAGACUGCAGGAUAUCAACGAAACCUUCGGGCGGCUCUACCAAUGUCAGAUCUCGCAGAAGGCCCCAGCUUCGGCCUCGCCCUGUACGUCGCCCUCAAGAGAUACGCGACUCGGUUUUCACGAAAGCCAACGUUGCCGUAAAUGUUGUACCUUUGCCGCAAGCUUCUGAGUUGUUUCUGGCAUUGGCCUCGCUCAGUGGUAACCAGGACAAUUUUCAAGAGCUCAGUGCUGCCCUUGGAGCAGGAUUUGACCCUCAAAAGAUCCAAAAGUCGACUUACAAGGAACCUGUCAAGAAUAAAUCGGCCAGGGCUCGCCAAUAUUUUCGAGGAUACACCCCUUCGUACAAUGGGCUAGACCAUACCAAACCUCCGCUCCACGAUAUCUAUGAUAUGUUCCUCGACAUGGCAGAAAAAGCGCUUACGCGCGAUUUCGAGGAAGCCUGCAGUAUUUUCGAAGGGAACGAGUUGUCGGUGUUCACCUUGUGCUCUGGCACAGAUUCUCCUGUUGUUGCGACAUCUCUCAUUAGCCGAGCUUUGAAGCAAUUGGGCAUGAACAAUUUCAAUGUCAAUCAUGUGGGAAGCUGCGAGAUCGAGCCUAGCAAACAGGCCUUUUUGGAAAGAAACUUCCAUCCCAACGUUUUGUUCCGAGAUGUUACCGACUUCAUCAAGCAUGCCGAAAACCCCAAGGAUGACAGAUACCUGCCGCGGACAGCAUACGGAGCACCAGCUCAUCCACCGAAUAAUGUGAACAUUCUCGUGGCAGGGGCAUCCUGUGUAGACUUCUCAAGUCUUCGAAAUAACGAGACUCGACCAGAGUUUGAUCCUACAGGUCAGCAAGGCGGUGAAUCUUCAUCGACCUUUGCAGGGGUCUUUGCUUAUGUUGAAGUUUACCGGCCUAACUUGGUCAUCUUGGAGAACGUUGAAGCAACAGAGUGGCAAACCAUUUUGGAGCGAUUUCAAGAGAUACGGUAUCAAUGCCAGGUCGUCAAACUGGACAGCAUCAAUUUCUACGUCCCACAAACACGUAACCGAUCCUACUGCAUCGUCGUCGAUAUGGAUCAAGCUGCGCGGGUCGAUCUCAAGCUCGGACAAGCAAUCGCGAACUGGGUCCAACUAUUUGCCUAUUUCCAGAAACGCGCAACAUCGCCCUAUCCGUCUUUCCUACUUGACGACUCGGAUCCACGCCUCAUCUUGGAAAAGGCCAAGGAUGCCUCCGUCGCGUCAAUAGCAGGCUCUCCGGAGUGGGAGGCUGGUCGCAAGCGUCACUAUGUCAAGCGGACUGAGCUCCAGCUUGGUUAUGAAAACCCUUACACCCAGUUGAAAGAGCAUCCUCCUUGUAACAUGGACAACUACGUGUCGCAAACAUGGGCCAUGAGCCAAACAGAGCGGGUGUUAGACCUUCUUGAUAUCCACUACCUGAAAAAUGCCAUGAGUGCUCAGCGACGGAAAAAGACAACGAAUUAUGAUAUGCGAUUCAAACACCGAAAUAUCAAUGUCACCCAAAAUGUUGAUCGAGAUACAGAUUCUCGAAAAUGGGGCAUCGUGGGCUGCAUAACCCCACGAGGAGACCUCUACGACACCCUUCUAGGGCGACCCCUAGUUGGUAGUGAAACCUUUUCCUUGACAGGGUUGCCCAUUGGGGACCUCAAUGUUAACAGGGAGACGUCUUCAAUGCUUCAAGAUUUAAGUGGCAAUGCAAUGACGACAACCGUGAUCGGCGCAGCAGUGAUGAGCGCAGUUCUUGCUUUCCGGAAGCAGGAGAAGCAGAAAGUUGGGUUCUUCGAUGAGUACGUCCAAGCAGUGCGUUCGAAUGACACAAAUUCCAAGCAAAUAUCGGAGGUCAUGCAUUUGACAUGGCAACAAAAUGCUCCGGAAAAUGAAAAUUUCACCCAUAUCUCUCAACAAGCAGGUGCUCUUACCACUCCGUCGCUUGAACAUCUUGUCGACGCAGUGCACAAGUCAACUCCGUACUGCCGUUGCGAGAGCCUCGGUCAGCAUACUGCAGCAGAAUUGACGUUCUGUCCCGACUGUUUCUACACUGUCUGCACUCAUUGCUGCAGAAGACCUCAUGGUGGCAUGGAUAAUCUCGUGGUCGAUGACAGGCGCCCAAUGAGUGAAUUCGCACGUGAACUUACUCUGAUGCUGCCUGCAGUCCUUGCUCUGAAGCUGGCAUGUAGCAUAAACGACCUUCCUCAGUUUUCAUGUGGAGAGUGGACAUCCCACAACGACAAAUUUGCUGAACAAGUUCGAUAUCUCCUUUUCGCCGCACUGAACGAGACGGUUCGCUUUCAAGGGACAAGAUUCGACCGCACAUGGAGGGCCAUUUACGAUUCGAGAUUUGCAAAACUUGAACUGGAAUUUGUUCCCGGACCCCUUUGUGAUGGCACCAGCAUGAUCUCGUCUACCCUGCAACCUGUAUGGCGACUUUUUGCGAAGCCCAUGAACACGGAGCCGGUAAAGAGUAAGCUAAGAAGCCUCUUCCAACAUCAUAUCGCGGAGAUGUCAGUGGAUACCAGCCUAUUUUCAGGCACUUGGGCGUUCUGGAAUGGCAUCCACAAGCAGAAGGUCACAAUCCGAGCAUUUGGAUCCAGGGUGCCGUCAUGGAGAAAUCAUCUUGGUCUUGAAUAUGAAGCAAAUACCGACGACCGUGUCUUCACGCAGCUGGAAGUCAAACCUUCAAACAAUAAAGAGGAAUACCUGCCGACUUCGAUUUGCGGAAACUACAUGCUGCUGCCCGACUGCCCUGCUGCAGGUCAGACCCUGCACAAGAAAGUCUUGUCCAAUGAGUCCGACAUUCCAGUUUUCAUGUACCUGAAACCAGGUCCUUUACAAGAUGCUCGGUGGGACUCCGUUGUGAUUUCAGAACAGCCAGCUCAUCGAGACAUGCCAGAUGAACGCUCAACCUUAAUAAAGCUUCGUCCCGGGUGGAGUUUUCCCCAUGGACCUGACCAAGCUCUUUUGCCAUCAGAGCAAGAAGUUGAAUGUGAUGUGUUCAGCAACUGGACAGAUUUUCCCGACCUCCAUAUGGGCACUGCUGAUCAGGAAAACGAAAUCAAGAUAUCACGCCCCAGUAUUCUUCCACCACCAGAAUAUACACGGAAGAGUUGCGAUGACGCAGGAAUGACAAUUUUGAGUUUAACCAUACCCCUGGAUAUGGCGUACAAAGAUCAGUGGGCUCUUGAGAAAGCCAUCUCCGUUGAGCUCGAAGACAAGCCUGAGGCGCUGAAAGACUUUGUCGCGUUUCUGAAUCAUGCUACCAACCUCCUUGACUCUUCUGCAGAAUGGAGCAAGAUAAGUGUUGCAGGGGGUUGGAUCUGUCGCACGUGUCUUCCAAAACCUCCCGACCUUGAAUGGGUGAUCAAAGACAAGGUUCUCACAGCCAUUGAGAAUCCAAAGCAAGCAACAGAUUUCGAGCACGCGCUAGAAACACGCCCGAAAGCGGCCACGGCUAUAGUGGCAAGAAGUACGGAUACAGCUCUCCUUACCAUCAAGGUCAACCUGAAGACUUUGGCACAUCGUGCUUCAUCCCUCCUGUACAAACCUGGCAAACUGGAGCUGAUGUCGACUGCCGAAUGGCGCAUCAUCCAUUACAACCGCUUUGCCCUUCAUCCAAAUUUUGGCCCUUUCGGCCUUGGUUCAAACGAUAGUGAUGUCCCAAUCUCGUACAGAACCAUCGGAAAGCGGACCUUAUGGCACUCCCAACGGCAGAUCUUAUCUUGGAUGCGAAACAUGGAAGACAAACCUGAGACGUGGAAAGAGCUAUGUCAGAUCGAGUGUCGACUCCCUUCUCUUAGCCUGAACGUUGAAGUCAGAGCUUUUUCUGAGAAAGUUGUUCGAGGCGGCAUCAUCGCAGACAAUGUUGGAGGUGGCAAGACCACCAGCUCUCUGGCACACAUCUACCAUAACUACACACGAGCACGAGCACGACCAACUAUGGAUGCCACAGCGCAUGAUUCAUCUGGUCUUGUUGAUAGCGAUGCCACAUUGGUACUUGUUCCUAAAAAUAUCUUGGCACAGUGGGUGAAAGAGCUUAACGAAUGCAUCCCGUCGUGGACUGUGUUGACUCGGAAUAAGAAAGACAGAACGGCUAAGCCAUGCGACCAGAAACCAUUCUCACCCUACUACAUUGUGGUCACGAAGACAUCAGAACUCCUCUCCUAUUCCAUCGAAGAUUUCCAAAACGCCGCUCUAAUACUCGUCCCGUUCAACAUCUUGGAAGAAGAUCAAUACUACGAACAUAUGCAAGAUCUGGCUUGUGCGCCGCACGUGCCAACAAUUCCCGGUCGUGCUUUCAAACAAUGGUUAGAUCAAGCGAUACAGGGCUUGCGUUCUGUCUGUGAAUCCCUGCCAUCUGAAAUUCCAAAAGCAUGGGCGGAUUGGGACAAAUUACGCUCCGAGAUCCCGGCUUAUGACCGAUUUCCUGAACCUUUGAAUCGUAAAAUCAAGAAAACACAGAAUGCUGGACGUUCAAAGACUGCUGCUGCCGAUGAUAAGACCGACGAAACCUCAGACGAAGAUUUCCGAAAAGAUUUUGAGAAUAAGCUACAAGCCUUCCGAGACAAGGACAAGUUUGAGCCGCUUUUUCAUUUGUUCCACUUCUCAAGAGUCAUUGUGGAUGAAUUUACUUAUGUUUCUGGAAAGAGUCUCCUUUCUCUGCUCAAGAUUAGCGCACAGGCAAAGUGGUUGCUUUCCGGUACGCCUCCGAUCCAUGACUAUGAUAGUGUCAACACUAUGGCCAAACUCCUGGGCACCCGUGUGGCUAUCUUUAACGAGCAAGAAGGCAAGUUUGGAUUCGGAAAAGACGGCAAUAAAAUGGUCAAAGACAAAUCCGAAUCUCAAGAGUUCAGAGCUUUACAGAAUGUCGUGUCUGCCGGCUACAAGAAGAGUGUAUAUGAGCACGCAGAGGCCUUCUUGAACACAUUCGUCCGCAAAAACAAACCACCAACUAAUGGAAUCAAAGUGAAAUCUCACAAGCGCUCUUUUGCUCUUUCGCCUUCAGAGACACUGGUGUUGGACAUGGUGAACAAUGCCAUAGAUCGGAGUAUCUGUGAUUUUACACGGAAGACUCCAAGCCCCAGACAUGCGAAGGACGGCCUACAGGGUCAGAUCAGAGCAGCAGCCGAGAGUUGUGGAAGUCCCGAAGCUGCACGUCUUUGUGUCUCGUCAUACCUCCACACCAUCCUUGAUCUCCAUCAGAAUGGAGCACAGGAGUACGAGGAGGAAGCUUUGUCGAUCUUGAAACAAGAAUUUGAGACAAGUCUCCUCCAGAUGGCAAGCGAGCUUCUUGAGAAGCUGCAGAAUUUGUGGUACGGCGACAAGGAUCAUGCGGCCACCAAAGUCUUUGACACGCUCAUCGAAGAGAUGAAACGUGCAGACAUCGACGAGAUCGAUGUCGUCCCUCUGCUAAGACAACUCUCACAAUAUGCAGAGGCAAACCCCGUGGUGCCCAAGAAGAAUUGGGACAGCCUUACUCCCUCCUCAAAGGAGAAGGAGGUUGACACCCGGACGACUCGCGUCCGGGACCUCAUCCCAUCCCUCUCAGAGGGCAUGGGGCGAAUGAGGUUCCUGAACCUGGUGUCCUCUGUCGUUAAGGCAGAGGCACUCCAGGGAUGCAGUGCCUGUGGCCAUCAAGAGACGGACUAUGACCUGGUCCAAGUCUCAGUCAAGUGCGGCCACAUCGUGGCCUGUUCAGGAUGUGCCUCGGGGUCCUCGCACCCAACUGGGUGCUGCCACUUGUUCCGCCCCGACAACGUCGACCGGGCGAGCCGGUUUGUCCGGCAACUGGACGCCGGGGUCCAGGGGGUCUCAGACCUCGUGAGAGGCACGAUGGCACAAAAGGCCAUCUCUCUCAUCAAGGGGCGGAUUCCCCCGGCGGAAUCCGUCGUUGUGUUCAUGCAGUUUGCAUGGACAAAGGACCUCUUUAUCGAGGGGUGCCACCAAACCAACAUCGCCGUGUGCGAUGGCUGGAGAGGUGGCACCUCUUCGAUUGAAGAGUUCAAGCAGGCGGCGGGGGCAGGGCAGGCUGUCCUCGUCUUGAAGGUGGACUCGGAGGACUCGGCGGGCCACAACCUGCAAGUGGCCAACCACGUGGUUUUUUUGGGCCCGGUGAUGGGCAUGUCGAAAGAGGAGAGGGCCGCGACGAUGGAGCAGGCAGUUGGCCGCUGCCGCCGACAUGGCCAGCAAAAGCUGGUCCAUGUCUGGCAUUUGGCUCCUGAGUCUUUGUAGGAAGGAGGAGGGUGUGUGUGGUUGUCUGUGUGGCUGGGCG
Molecule: messenger RNA, 7180 nt
Organism: Exophiala oligosperma
Lineage: Eukaryota; Fungi; Ascomycota; Eurotiomycetes; Chaetothyriales; Herpotrichiellaceae
Exons: 1
Coding region: 802-7140 (2112 amino acids)
Molecular function (GO): methyltransferase activity; ATP binding; ATP-dependent chromatin remodeler activity
Source: RefSeq, a predicted model, not a curated record